GUAGAGUUUAUUUCUCGCAAUUGUGACUUUAUAUCUCAUUGACCAAACUAAACAAAAGCGGCGUAAUUGACGGCGUUUAGGACUGCAUUAAACGACGCAAAUGACUAGGUUUAGGAUUGCAUUAAAUGCCGCAAAUGACGGCGUUUAGAACUGCAUUAAACAACGCAAAUGACAGCGUUUAGGAUUGCAUUAAAUGCCGCAAAUGACGGCGUUUAGGACUGCGUUAAAUGCCGCAGAUGACAGCGUUUAGGACUGCAUUAAACGCCUCAAAUGACUAGGUUUAGGAUUGCAUUAAAUGCCGCAAAUGACAGCGUUAAUAAAUAAAUGUAUAUAAAGAGCUGCAUUCUUUGCAGGCAAGACAACAAGUAAGACACGCAUCCAAAUGGAAAAUACUUUUUUAAUAACCUUAAACCCAAAAGAAACACUUUGUAAAAGCAUAACAUAUUUGUGAAAUUCAGUAGUAUAUACAAAAUUGACUCCACAGUCACACUUUAAAGUAAAUGUUCACUUUCAAACAUUUUUGCCAAGUAUAUUUUUUUACCCUCACAAAUAUCCGCAUCUGAUGUUUCGGAUAUGAGAAACUCAUGCAGAGAACUGAUGGCUAUGGUGGAGAGAAUUAAUCCUUACUUGGAGCGGGUCAAGUAGCACCGGUUACAGUGGUGCCGUGACCCAGAUGGGAGUGAGGUUUAGGGGGUGAGUGUAAUGGUGUCCAGCUGGUACGUGCUGUGCAGUGUGUGUAAAAUUCUCUCGCCUUGCCUCAAGAGGCGCACUAGCGACUGAUGCUAGAGGCUGUAGCCUUUAGCCUCCUCGUUAGUGGAGUUACGCCUUACACUGGUUCUCUUUCUAAUAAAUAAAGCAAUAUUUUGAAGUCAACAUAUUUACAAGAAUAAUAAAAACAAACAACUGAACACAAUUAAAUCGUGGUCAGGCAUUGUUCAUUGUCUCUGCGUCUUUCAAAAUCCUUUACUUAACGGUCAAAACAUCGGGGGGGGGCAGAAGCAGUCUUUUCUGAAUGACUGCGCCUUGCUUUUUAUGGACUUGACAAACAGCCAGGUAAAUAUAUUGUUUAAAAUAUAAUAAUGGAUGAAAAGGCCACAAAACUGCAUAAUAUGCCCAAAGAUGAACUCAUGUUAAAGUCCAAACAUUAGUGGCAGCAGCGUUAAGAGACAAAGCCCUUGAGGCUUUAACAGAUCAACUCCUGAUAAUCGACUAUUAGGGUCUUACCGCCUUCGUCAUUGAUGGUGUUUGGCUGUUUAGGAAAAAGGCAGGGAUAAUUUAAAUAUUAUAGAAAACGCCGCUUUUUAUGCCGUCUUUGUCAGUCUACAAUGCCUUAAAUAAUGGUGUCUUAUGGAAGGUCAAACAGCUCAAAAAUCCACAUUUUACAUUCAGAUAUUUACGGUGUUUUUGUGUUGAAAGCGGCGUAAUUUACGUAUUUUGUGGCAUAUUUUCGUCAAGAACGCUGAAAAAAGCUGCGUUUUUUGGAUGAAAUGCAUUUGGUAAAUGACGAAUUGUGAACCCUUUGGCUUUCCAUAUGCAUGCAAUACAAGCUCUGGCACACAAGCAAAAUUAGGCUCGUUUUAUAUGCCAAAUGCCUCGCCUUGGUAGUAGACGAGAGUAAAUGGCUGCAGUCAGGGGAGGAGUGAAAUAAGUGCUGAAGGGGUGGAUUUUACCUUACCUUUUAUCAUCCUCAUUUAUUGUUAUUAUAUUAAUCAAUUUUCUAUUUUUCUUUUACUAUAAGGUGCAAGUAACAUGUAUGUAAUCUGAGGGGUGACUGAGGGUCUGGCGUCCUGGUUACUUUCAUAACCUCCGUUCCCUGAUGGAGGGAACAAGAUGAUGUGUCGAUGUAGUGACACUAGGGGUCACUCUUGGGAGCCCCAAACACCUCUGCUUUUUGAAAAAAGGCCAAUGGGAAUUGGCGAGUGGAAUUUGUAUGCCACUCCCCGGACAUACGGGUAUAAAAGAAACUGGUAUGCAACCACUCAUUCAGGUUUUGUGCUGAGGAGCCGAGACAAGGUCCCAAGUUUCAAGAUCUCGUUCAUCAGGGAACGGAGGUUACGAAAGUAACCAGGACGUUCCCUAUCGGUCACUCACUCGACGUUGUGUCAAUGUAGUGACACUAGGGGUCCCUAUACAAAAUGCCACAACUAGCUGAACUGUGUUACAUGGACUGGCGGUGCGAGAUGGGCAGACCGCUGUGUGCCUCGUAGCCAGCGCACCAGGCCUUCACAUAACCUCCCCCAAUGCUCUUAUGAGCGUCGAGACUUUUUUGGCAUACGUCACCAUGACAUCACAGCAAGUCAGACAGAUUUCUAACCGGCAUGCACCUGCUGCUGAUCACCAGUGAUCGGUUCUGCGCAGAACUUGCUCUCAAACGAGCCUAUUCUUCAAACUUUGCUCGUGCGAAAACCUUUUAAUUUUGUCAGUCGUGGGACAGGCUCUUGCUGUUUUGUCUGUAACCUCAAAUUCAUUGGUUAUUCCCUUUUCCCGGAAAUCAGUUGUGAUUGGCUGCAUUUUAUUAUGAAGAACCACAGCAAACUCACCUGUUCUUCGUGAGACAUGACUUCAUCAAGGGACCCUCUACAUGCGAGUCAUUGUUACUUAUAUUUGUUGCUAUUUUAUUUUUUUCAUUUAACAGGGCUCAUUUCAUGAAUGAAUGAAUGUUGCAUUUAUAUAGUGCUUUUCUGACACUACACUCAAAGCGCUUUACACAGUGAACAGGGGACUCUCCUGGACAACCACCAGUGUGCAGCAUCCACAUGGAUGAUGCGACGGCAGCCAUAGUGCGCCAGUACACUCCCCACACACCAGCUAUUGGUGGUGAGGAGAGUGUAGAGUUAUAGAGCCAAUUAAUGGAUGGGGAUUAUUAGGAGGCCAUGAUUGAGAAGGGCCAAUGGGGGGAAUUUGGCCAGGACCACACUCCUACACUUUUCGAGAAGUGUCCUGGUAUUUUUAAUGACCACAGAGAGUCAGGACCUCGGUUUAACGUCUCAUCUGAAGGACGGAUAGACUCCAGUAAUAAGUGGCAAAUCGAGACAAUCGAUUCAGCAAGAUGGCUCAUCAACAGGGGAGAGGCACACUGGUCAUGGCAAUAAGAAGUGUGAGUCGUCUGCUUGUAAACAGUCAGAGAUGUUUCCUCUUCAAAGCAUCAAGAGCGCAAGGAACUGCAGCCGCUGCUUUACAGGAAAAGGCCGGUGAAAAGAAGCAAGUGAAAACACAUCCUGAGGGUCUCCUGACGGAGGAGGAGAUCAUGAUCAGAGACUCUUUUCGCACCUACCGUCAGGAGAAACUCACGUCAUGCAUCAUAAUGGCCAACAGAAAUGAAGUGUUUCAUCGGGAGAUUGUGUCUGAGAUGGGGGAACUUGGGGUUUUAGGCCCAACCAUUAAAGGUACCCAUGAUAUCCACACUCUUAUCCUGGGCCGAGCCAUCACUGGACUGCAGUCCUUCAUGGUGGAAAAAUUAGACAGUCUCUUCAGUCCCCUGCGGGACAGAUCACGUACACUGAAUGCAGCUGCUUUUUACCAAUAGGCCAUAUAGUUCCUGGAAGCUAUUUAGGGGUUGCAUCAUUUACCACUACAACUUCUUUGAAGUCUUUAAUAAUGAAAAUAUCUAAAUCUGGUGUUCAUAGGUGGAAAAACCUAAAAGUAUUUUAUUUAAGUUCUUUGUCAUUUUUUAAUGUUAUUAUAUAGUCCCUGUCAAAGAGCUAUUUUUCUCUGUUGUAACUAGAUCGCAAGGUUUUUUUUAUAAGUAGGUUUGUAAAGAAAAGUGCAGAACAAGUUAAAAAAGUGCAUGUUUGUUUGUUUUUGCAUUACUGUGUAUAGAAAAAUAUUAAAACUAUUCACUCAGGUAUUGUCACACCCAAGAAAAAUAAUUUUAAGGUUUACGCAUUUCAGUUUCAUAACAAAAUUCCAUCAAAUUGAACCGAGUAAUCUUUAACUCUUUAGAGACCCGGGACCUCAUUCCACCCCCUGUACCUCAUCCAUUUUUUGGAGUUGUGCCCACACCUCUUUAGUAUUCCUCAAUCUAUGUCUUAUAAGUAGAGUAACAUAAAAUAAAAAAUAAAAAUGGCAAAGAAAAAUACAUUUAUAAUUAAGUACCAAAAGUAUGUAGGGUCUCUAGAGACCCACGGUAUGCAAGAGUGUCGGUUUUGUGUUUUGCACUUCCAUAAAUUAUAUUUUUUAUAAUUAUUUCAUACCUAUUUAAGUUUACUAUCACAGGAUAUCUAUUUCUUUGUGUAUUACAAGAUAAAUGAGUACUAUAUUCAUACAAAUAAAUACUAUAUCACGUUGACUUUCUGUGCAACACUGAACUAUCAAAAAUGGUGAAUUAUCAGUAUUUUAUAUGCGUAUACACAUACAUGUUAUUUAUUACUCAAGGUGGCACUGAUGUGUCAGUAAUUUACUUGAUUUACAUUGGACAUUUCUAUCUGAUGAAGAAUCAACAUGGAAGUAAACUAUAGCAAGUACAACACAUGAAAAGUAUAUGACAAUUGUCAUUUGGGAGUACUGUUGAAAUUAUAUAAGUUGUGCAUCUAUUUAAACUGAACAAGUACAUGAGAAAAUACACAUGAGCUACACAUACAUUACACAUGUGUAGAUUAUGUGUUAUGUGUAGCUCAAUAUGUGUUUGACAGCCAGUUGCAUCUCAUGAAAUUUCAGUGUGAAAAGGAAUCCUGUUUUUGAUUUGUUUCAUUAUCUCUUUAAUUUAUGAAAAAUAAAACAUCAAAAUAUAUUUUAUUUUAUUGUUUUCUAAUUGCCUUGAAAAUAUUUUAAAAGUUUUAAGCUAUCUGGGUAUUUUGU
Messenger RNA from Myxocyprinus asiaticus (Chinese sucker), 4797 nucleotides. Its product is annotated as glutaryl-CoA dehydrogenase, mitochondrial-like. Lineage: Eukaryota; Metazoa; Chordata; Actinopteri; Cypriniformes; Catostomidae. Bases 3050 to 3526 code for a protein of 158 amino acids. The transcript has 6 exons. Gene Ontology annotation, cellular component: mitochondrial inner membrane. Gene Ontology annotation, molecular function: flavin adenine dinucleotide binding; glutaryl-CoA dehydrogenase activity; fatty-acyl-CoA binding. Gene Ontology annotation, biological process: fatty-acyl-CoA biosynthetic process; fatty acid beta-oxidation using acyl-CoA dehydrogenase. The record is from RefSeq and is a predicted model, not a curated record.